Eubalaena glacialis (North Atlantic right whale) is the source of this 2331-nucleotide messenger RNA. RefSeq names its product ring finger protein 115 (gene RNF115). Lineage: Eukaryota; Metazoa; Chordata; Mammalia; Artiodactyla; Balaenidae. Gene Ontology annotation, biological process: protein ubiquitination; ubiquitin-dependent protein catabolic process; positive regulation of DNA-templated transcription. Gene Ontology annotation, cellular component: nucleoplasm; cytoplasm. The transcript has 9 exons. Gene Ontology annotation, molecular function: ubiquitin protein ligase activity. The coding region runs from base 292 to 1173 and encodes 293 amino acids. The record is from RefSeq and is a predicted model, not a curated record.
CUUUCUUCUCGCUGGGAGAUUGGAGGACCGGCGAGGGGUGUUUGUGGAGCCGGCGGGCGGGCCGCGGCGGGCGGACUCUCCUUCCUGCACCUCCUUGGUGCUGGGAGGCGGGCCUCGGAGUGGCUGUCUGCGCCGCCGCCUCUGUGGGCUGGGCGAACUCACGUGACCCGCGCGGGCUCUGGAGCGGCUGGCAGCACUGAGGAAGCGGCGGCGGCGACAGCAGCUGGGAGGUAGCGACCUGGAGAGCGACCGGCCGGCUGCCCUCUCGGACGGCCGCGGCGAAAGAGAAAAAUGGCGGAGGCCUCGGCGGCCGGGGCCGGCGCGGGCGCCGCGGUUGCGGCGCACCGGUUUUUCUGCCACUUUUGCAAGGGCGAGGUCAGCCCCAAACUACCGGAAUAUAUUUGUCCCAGAUGUGAAUCAGGCUUUAUUGAAGAAAUGACAGAUGAUUCCAGUUUUUUAGGUGGUGGCAGCAGCACAUCAACACAUUUUGCAGAGUUCUGGGACCAUUUGGACCCCACGAUGUUUUUCCAAGAUUUUAGACCCUUUCUAAGUAGCAGUCUACUGGACCAAGAUAAUAGAGCCAAUGAGAGGGGUCACCAAACUCACACUGACUUCUGGGGACCAAGUCGGCCUCCACGGCUGUCAGUGACUCAAAGAUACAGAUCUCGAGGAAGUACUCGUCCUGAUAGAUCCCCUGCUUUUGAAAGAGUACUACAACAGAUCAUUGCAGGAUUCAUUCCUGGAUCCCCAUUUUCUUGGAGCGGGAUGCUGCACUCCAACCCUGGGGACUAUGCCUGGGGUCAGACAGGGCUUGAUGCCAUUGUAACUCAGCUUUUAGGACAACUGGAAAACACAGGGCCUCCCCCAGCUGACAAGGAAAAGAUCACAUCUCUUCCAACAGUGACAGUAACUCAGGAACAAGUUGAUAAGGGUUUAGAGUGUCCAGUAUGCAAAGAGGAUUACACAGUUGAGGAGGAAGUCCGGCAGUUACCCUGCAACCACUUCUUUCACAGCAGUUGUAUUGUGCCGUGGUUAGAACUGCACGACGCAUGUCCUGUAUGUAGGAAGAGCUUAAAUGGUGAGGACUCUACUCAGCAAACCCAGACCUCUGGGCCCUCUGCAAGCAACAGAUUUAGCAGUGACAGCCAGCUACAUGACCGAUGGACUUUCUGAAACUAAAGACCGCCUCUGAGCCAGGGCUAUAGUAGACCUCUUAUCACAGCUGUUAAUUGUAUCAAAACAAAAAAAUCGUAGGUGAAUUUAGGAAUCACCUAAGAAACCCCAAUCCAUAAUAUUCAUUCAUUGAGUGUUUUUCUUCUCUAAAUUUAAAAUUAGUAUCUACAGAUGGAAUUGUAUCUACAACCAAAUGCCUCUCAUUCUUGAAUUCAGAGCGAUAAUUCUGUAAGUGCAAAACUUAAUUAUGUGGGUUUCCCCUGCCAGAAUAGAAUCAGUUCCUUAAAGUCUAGCUAGGGUCCUGCUAUCUGUCAUGUUACCUUGUGAUGGAUGUUUCCACCUCUUUCUCCAACCUCCACCCUAUCAUUAGUGUACUUUACACUAAAUACAGUGGAACCAGAGCCCUAAAGUCCUGCUGAUAUAAAGUCCUUCUGUUUUAAUUGUACAAAAGCAUCUACUUUUGGCCACAUUAGCCACGAAGUGAGAUCAGAUUAAUUCAAGAAUCUGAGACUAAUGAUUCUUGUUUUUUUCUUAAAUCUUCAGAGAGCAAAUCAAAGAAAAAUUACAGUGGGAAGGAGAAAGUGGCUUAUCAUUGUACCUUUGAUUUUCUCAUUUUUAUUUUUAAAGACUACUUCACAAGAUGCAGCUUCUGCAGAAACCAACCUGACAUGUCUUAGGAGUCUUAUGUUGGGAGGAAUCUGAUUCUGGUUCCUUUUUGGGAAUGAGUUGGGCAGCAUACAGGCACAGAAAGACAGAUGUUUGAAAUCUUCGGUUCCGAGGUUUUUUAGUGAUCCCCAACUCAUUGUUUAUCCUGGGGACCUUAAAAUAAUUUCCCUCACAGAAAUAGAAUUACUUCAUUACUGCUUCUACAGCUAAGUCAUUGUUUUUUGUAAUUCACUGGUCUUCAGGAAUUGAGAUUUUAUGUUGUCCCAUUUUAAUUUUUUAAGCCCAUUUAUCAUCUCUGAAACCUUUCUGUUUGCUUGGUUCUGGCUGUACUUGGAGUCAUACUGAUUAUUGUGAUCAUGCCCAAACAACUUGGCCUAGGAGAGGUAGGCCUUCUUUUUUUAGCCUAACAGUGUCCCAUGCACAUGCACAUGUACAUGCUCUUUGGUGCAUUUAAGUGUUUAAAGUUGAAUAAAUGAAGAAGAUUAAGAAUGU